ACGAUAUGUUACUUUGCGUCAAGGACAUGGGCUGUUUAGGUAGUAAGGAUCGCCUCUCGAAAGAGGACAUGGACUUUCUCAAAUCACACACCCGAUACGACGAAUCCACGAUUAAGGAAUGGUACAAAGGGUUCAAGCAAGAUUGUCCAAACGGCAAACUAACGCCGGCCAAGUUCGUAGAUAUGUACAAAAUGUUCUUCCCGUCAGGCAAUGCCGAAGAAUUCUGCGACCACGUGUUCCGAACGUUCGACAUGGACAAAAACGGCUAUAUUGAUUUUAAGGAAUUUCUGUUAGCUAUCGACGUUACAUCCAGUGGCACACCGGAGGAGAAGCUAAAGUGGGCGUUUAGGAUGUACGACGUGGACGGAAACGGUGUCAUAGACAUCCAAGAAAUGACCAAAAUAGUUCAGGCGAUAUACGACAUGCUUGGUGCGUGUUCAUCGAACAAACCGGCAGACUCGGCGGAGGAACGCGCGAAAAACAUCUUCGCCAAGAUGGACGAAAAUAACGAUGGCCAACUGACGCAGGACGAGUUCCUCAAGGGCUGCCUGCAAGACGAGGAACUGUCGAAAAUGCUGGCACCUUAAGCUUAAUUAGUAGUCAUCGACGUCGAUACACACAGACACACACACUAAAACAUACAUACAGACAGACAGAAACACUCACAAAAAAAGAAAAGAAGAAAAUUCAUCCAAUUUAGAUAUUUAGUAAGAUUUAAAGUAAUAUAUUGAAAGCCAGAAAAAAAAAACAAAAUGAACAAAAAACGACAGAGGGUAAUCAGAAAAAAAACAGUUAUUUGUAGGACAAAAUGCACACAAAAACGAUUCAGAUACAUUUGCCAUUAAGCAAAACAGCAGCAUUAGCACGCAUUGCAAGACAGACAAACUCACAGAAGGGAGUUCCCAAGGACACACCGUUCGUUCAUCGUCAGUUUUUUGUGAGGUCAGCAAGAAUCAUUAGGGAAUUUUCGCGAGACUAUAAGUUAAUUAAGUAACGGAACCGUAACAGUGCUGCGAGCAUGAAACGUUUACACAGGAUGAAAGCGCAAGCGACAUGCACACUCUCACACAAACACACACAAAGAGGAUAAUUUAAACGAAAAUGGGUCACGCCAAUUAACGACAUGAAAGGGGUUAGUCGAUUCGUUGGACAAAAUGCACACGUUUCACCACAAACUAGUUGAAGUUUUUCGGUUUCUGUUCGUUGUUUUGUUACAGAAAAAUAUAGGACAGCCAGGCAACAAUUACAAACAAAUAAGGAUUAAAACAAGAAACAACACACUAGAGUAGAAUUGAAGAAGCGAAACAGCGCGCAGGGGAUUUAAUGCGAGGUAAACCAGAGCAAACACAUGAUAAUCACUUGAUUAGCUAAUUACAAAAAUGAAGAUAAAGGGCGAUCGAUUCGAAUGGGGGGAAAUUUAAGGGAAUGAAGUAAGUAUAGGAACAUAAGCAGAUCGUAAUCAUCAAACCAUUUUUAUACGUGUUGGUAAAGAAUAAGUAACGUGAAAAACGAAUCACAGAUGAAGAUUGAAAGCGAGCAAACGAUAGGAUUUUCCAGCCACUAUUGCUUCGAAUUCCCAUUUGCACAAAACUUAGAAGCGAGGCGAGAGGGGGGAAGGAGGGCCAGGAAGGAAGAAUCAAAUGGUAAAUGGUAUCUAUAAAUUUCCCUGCUACCUGCUUGGGUGAUAAACACAGUUUCCGUUUUUCCGUCAGAUUUCUGCUAGGUGAAUGAAAAAAAAAAAACAAGAAGUGAAAAGUAGGGUGCGGGAAAAAUCAAGUCAUCGCGGAACGGAAACGCCAUAAUUGGGUGAGUAAUAUGAUCUGUACCUUUUCGCUGGAAACUUCGUUCACUAUUGUGAUUGCAUCUAAUUCGAGGUGUGCUUUCGCGUUUGAAAGAUUUUUUUCUAUCAAAUUCUUAUGUUCAGACUUAGCCACUACUACUUUGUCAGCGAUAAGUUUUAUGUCUAUAGAAAAGAUUGAACGAUUAUCUGUAGAAGCUAAAAGUUAUCAAUCAAAAAUAAUUCAUUUCCUAUGAAACCUUGGUCCUGGAGAGGUUUAAAAUCUAUUAAAAAUGGUGAAAGCUUUUAACUCUAAAAAAUGAACUUAUGUACAAAUGCUACACAAUUGCUUCAUUUAAUUAGAGUUCAUUGAUAGAAAACCAAUUAAUUUUAAUCCUUCUGAAAUGGUAUCGAGUGUUGUGCGCCUAUUGGAAGAUUUUUAAGAAUUUAAUAAUUUAUAAUGCUUUGAUUAGUUUUGUUUCCAAGAAGGAGAAAGAAAACAACUUUUUUUGAAAAUCUUGAUAAAAUUUCCACCAAUUUUUGAAAAACUAUCAAAUGAAAACAAAACGUACACACCAACGAUAAAUGAUUUCAAUUGCAAUUUUGAAAUGAUUUGCAAUGAUAUCAGCAAAAACAGGAAAUGUGGGAAAUAUUUCUCCAAAAACCGUCGAUUUCUCUAGAAUCAGAAUUGCAAAAACGAUUAAACUGAUGAUUUUUUCUAGGAAAAAAAGAUACUGCUUUAUUCAAAAGCAAUGCUUUAUGUGAUCUUUGAGGAUUUCACAGAAUAUCUUACAGGCAAAUUUUUUACAUUUUUGCUGCCAUCAAAUAUCCUGAGCUGCUUAACCAGACAACUUUGAAGACAACUCUAAA
This is a messenger RNA of Aedes aegypti (yellow fever mosquito), 2647 nucleotides long. RefSeq names its product neuronal calcium sensor 2. Gene Ontology annotation, molecular function: calcium ion binding. Lineage: Eukaryota; Metazoa; Arthropoda; Insecta; Diptera; Culicidae. The transcript is spliced from 5 exons. The record is from RefSeq and is a predicted model, not a curated record. The coding region runs from base 6 to 587 and encodes 193 amino acids.